Molecule: messenger RNA, 892 nt
Organism: Canariomyces notabilis
Lineage: Eukaryota; Fungi; Ascomycota; Sordariomycetes; Sordariales; Chaetomiaceae
Exons: 1
Coding region: 136-594 (152 amino acids)
Source: RefSeq, a predicted model, not a curated record
UCAGCUACGGUAGCGUACCGCACAAUGUAGGGGGCUUGUGUGUCCGAGAAAAAUCGAUUUUUGAGGAUAGUUGUUGACGUUAACGGUUCACGACUUUCAAGCGACGUGGAAGCGCCCAAUCAGACCCGGUGCAGCAUGCAGCAUGCACAGGACACACUAGACCAGCCGACCAGCCAGCAGUCGGUGACAAGCUCGAGACAAGCGACGAGUGAAAAAGGGGCGAGAAGCGGGAUGGAGGCGGCCAUGCGCCACGAUCAACGCAGCCGCACCUUGUUUUCCCAGCUCGACUUUUCGUCGCUGCCAUUGGCUGGGAAAUUGCCAGCGCCGCCGAAUCGGCCCUUCCAGGCUAAAGUCACCACUUGCUGCAAUAACGGCGCCCCUCUCCUGGCGCUGCCCCAGAAGAACCUAACCCCACCCCAGGAUUCGAUUGGCAGGGUGCCAUCCCGUGAGGGAGUUUUGCAUGGCGCUGGUGACUUCCCGCGUCCACCGGCAUCUAUUCAAUUAAGGAACCAAAAAAGGAAAACUGGAGAGAGAUAUGUACAUGUACAUAUCGUCAGCACCGGGACAGCAGCGCAAAGCAGCACGCUGCACUAAGUAGGUAGUUAGGCGCACUGCGCGGACAUUGGCAUUGGCGCGGACACAGACAUGUUGCUGCUGGAAAUGGAAUCGAGACAGGAGUGCUGUCGAAAAGCUAUGACGAGCAUGAAGGCUGUGUUAGUGUCACCGGCUGCGGGCCACUUCUUCCGCUGGUGCCUGCAGCGCCAACUAGUCUUCUUGGCGGAAGUUGUUCAGACGGUGAAAGGCGGCGCCGUGUCUCAGUCGGCUGUGGGUAUGUAUGUAAAAUACGUUUACUGUCGGAACGUGAUAAGCUUGUCCUUUGCACUGUUUGCAG